Molecule: messenger RNA, 612 nt
Organism: Danaus chrysippus (African queen)
Lineage: Eukaryota; Metazoa; Arthropoda; Insecta; Lepidoptera; Nymphalidae
Source: the annotation of a GenBank genome assembly
AUGCAUGCGACAAUUCUUUUGAUUUUGUCGAUUAUAGCCUACAAACAGCCACAGGAUGUAAAGCAACAAAUAGAGCAUUGGAUGAAAACUUUCGAUUUAACGUAUAUCGUGGGUUUUCUUGAAACCUUUAAGGAAGAUCCUCAAAAGUUUUUAACAUUUUUGAUAAUUAUUGACAUUUUUUAUAUUAUCAUUUGUCUUGUGUAUAUUUAUGGGGCAUUGACGUGUAAUAAUGCAUUAAUGGUUGUUUUCAUUUUGGUGGAGUUGGCACGUCUUUUUAUAUUAACUAACUUGGUAACAGUGGGUCUACUGAUUCUUAAAAACAACACCAUGGACAUUGGUCUCUUGAUAGGGGCGAGUGUAGCAUGUAGCUUUGUACUGCUGGGCUUAUACUAUCUAUGGCUAUGUGCUGCAAAUUUGCCUAUACUUAUCAAUGAAAUGGAACGUGACGAACAUAUAGCUACAAUAAACAUGUUACAGAAGCUUCUGGAAAGUAAAAAUACAAGCUUUCAAGAACUCGGAUAUGAGGAUGAUUUCUACAGUAGAGAUAUGUUUUCAAUAACCCGCAACAAACUAAACAACCCCAUCAGAAAUUCUUGGAAUUUUUUAAAAUAA